AUCGGGGCGCGCGCUGCGGACGACGCUGUGGUUGCCGGAAGUUGAGCGGCGGGUUUCUACUGUAGAACAGCAACUGUGGCCUUGCGGACUGCUUCACCAAAUGACAGGUGUGGAAGAUCGUCUAGUCCGAGGGUCCUCAAACUGCAGCCUUCAGUAGGCAGCAAAUAAUGGCAGCAGCUCCGGGGGAUCCUGGGCUGUCCAAAUUGCAGUUCGCUCCCUUUAGCAGUGCCUUGGACGUUGGAUUCUGGCAUGAGUUGACCCAGAGGAAACUGAAUGAGUACCGGCUGGAUGAAGGUCCCAAGGACAUUAAGGGCUAUUACUACAAUGGUGAUUCUGCUGGGCUGCCAGCUCGCUUAACAUUGGAGUUCAGUGCUUUUGACAUGAGUGCUCCCACGCCAGCCCACUGCUGCCCAGCUGUUGGAACGCUCUUUAACACCAACACACUUGAGGCUUUCAAGGCAGCAGAUAAGAAGCUACUUUUGGAGCAAGCAGCAGAUGAGAUAUGGGAAGCUGUAAAAUCAGGUGCUGCUCUCGAAAACCCUGUCCUUCUCAACAAGUUCCUCCUCUUGACCUUUGCAGAUCUAAAGAAGUACCACUUCUACUAUUGGUUUUGCUUCCCUGCUCUCUGCCUUCCAGAGAGUAUACCCCUCAUUCAAGGGCCGGUGGGCUUGGAUCAAAGGUUUUCACUAAAACAGAUUCAAGGCCUUGAGCGUGCAUAUGAUGAUCUUUGUCAAACAGAAGGAGUCCCAGCGCUACCUUACUUCUUAAUCAAGUAUGAUGAGAACAUGGUGCUGGUUUCCCUGCUUAAACACUACAGUGAUUUCUUCCAAGACCAAAGGACAAAGAUAACAAUUGGUGUAUAUGAUCCCUGUAACUUAGCCCAGCAUCCUGGAUGGCCUUUGAGGAAUCUUUUGGUCCUAGCAGCGCACCGAUGGAGUAGCAGUUUCCAGUCUGUUGAAGUCCUCUGCUUCCGGGACCGCACCAUGCAGGGGGUGAGAGACAUUGCUCACAGCAUCGUCUUCGAAGUGAAGCUUCCAGAAAUGGCAUUUAGCCCAGAUUGUCCCAAAGCAGUUGGAUGGGAAAAAAACCAGAAAGGUGGCAUGGGACCGAGGAUGGUGAACCUCAGUGAAUGUAUGGACCCCAAAAGGUUAGCUGAGUCAUCAGUGGAUUUAAAUCUCAAAUUGAUGUGUUGGAGAUUGGUCCCUACUUUGGACUUAGACAAGGUUGUGUCUGCCAAGUGUCUGCUGCUUGGAGCUGGCACCUUGGGCUGUAAUGUAGCUAGGACAUUGAUGGGUUGGGGCGUCAGACACAUCACAUUUGUGGACAACGCCAAUAUCUCCUACUCCAAUCCUGUGAGGCAGCCUCUCUAUGAAUUUGAAGAUUGCCUAGCAGGUGGUAAGCCCAAGGCCCUGGCUGCAGCAGACCGGCUUCAGAAAAUAUUCCCUGGAGUGAAUGCCAGAGGAUUCAACAUGAGCAUCCCGAUGCCUGGACACCCAGUGAACUUUUCUAGCGUCACCCUGGAGCAAGCCCGCAGGGAUGUGGAGCAACUGGAGCAGCUUAUUGAAAGCCAUGAUGUCAUUUUCCUGUUGAUGGACACCAGAGAGAGCCGGUGGCUCCCUGCCGUCAUUGCUGCGAGCAAAAGAAAGCUGGUCAUCAAUGCUGCCUUGGGAUUUGACACAUUUGUUGUCAUGAGACAUGGCUUGAAGAAACCUAAGCAGCAGGGAGCUGGGGACUUGUGUUCUGGUCACCUUGUGGCGCCUACUGACCUCCUGGGCUCAUCACUUUUUGCCAACAUCCCUGGCUACAAACUUGGCUGCUAUUUCUGCAAUGAUGUGGUGGCUCCAGGAGACUCAACCAGAGACCGGACCUUGGACCAGCAGUGCACUGUGAGCCGCCCAGGACUGGCCAUGAUUGCAGGAGCCCUGGCCGUGGAAUUGAUGGUUUCUGUUUUGCAGCAUCCAGAAGGGGGCUAUGCCAUUGCCAGCAGCAGUGAUGACCGCAUGAAUGAGCCACCAACCUCUCUCGGGCUUGUGCCUCACCAGAUCCGGGGAUUUCUGUCACGAUUUGAUAAUGUCCUUCCUGUCAGUCUGGCGUUUGACAAAUGUACAGCUUGUUCUUCCAAAGUUCUUGAUCAAUAUGAACGAGAAGGAUUUAAUUUCCUAGCAAAGGUGUUUAAUUCCUCACAUUCCUUCUUAGAAGACUUGACAGGCCUCACUUUGCUGCACCAAGAGACCCAAGCUGCUGAGUUGGAACAAAAGGAAAUGGCCUUAAAGUUGAUGAAGCACAAGAUGUCCAAGUCAUGAAGUUGUUGAAGUGCUGACCAAAUGCUUUUAAAACUGCUGAAUUUGUUGAAGAAAGAAAGGCUCAGUAUAAAUCAGACAUGCAAAUGACUUAGCCAUCUUUCCAUAAAAUUUGCUGUGACUUACCUUCUUAGGGUUAUUUUUCAUCAAGUACCUGUUUGCAUGUACUGAGUUAGUUCCAACUGUGGGUUCAACAUUGUGCUGUGGGAAAUGCCAAAUAAUGUCAAACCCCACGUAAGUAGAGAGAAAAGACUGGUACAUAAGAGAGGUAAUAAAGCAAGCUAUAUCCCUGAGAAAUUCAAAUAACAAAAUUUCAUAAUCCAAUUCCCCUGAAAUGCUUCAUUCUCAUUUUCGAAGGUUUGCACAUUCCAUGACUCUAGGUUUUCCUCCCACGCCUUGACUAUAUCAUUCAUAUUUGAUGGCUGUGUCAUGCAGCUAUGAUUGCAAGAUUGCAGUUAAAGCACUUCAUUAAUAGAAUUUGCAUCUUUGUCCAGCAUUUGCUAAGCAGAACUUUUUUCCUGCAGAAUCAGAAACUAACAAAUGAUCGUUUAAAAAUAAAGUUUAAUGUCAAUAAUAGCAUAAGAUGUAAAAUCAUGAACAGGCUGGCAGAAAUAAAGAAGGCUGAGAGCCAAAGGGUUGAUUCUGAAUUAAAACUCAGGUUCUGACUCAUCUACUACAGAUUUCAGAAUUCUAGAAAAUAAAGUGCCCAUUUCUCUCAUAGCAGGAAAGUCAUAUGAAAAACAUUAUUUUUAGUCAUGUGAUAUGACUUCAUUGGCAUGACAAUUUACUAUUCAGCAAAGUAAAUAACACAAUUAACAAGUGUUUCUGCUGGGCCUUUUGCACUUACACUGAGUUUUUGGCCUCUCCCCCUCACAGAUGGUUUUGAUUUGGUUCCUGUGGAACAUUUUUUUUGUUUUGUUUUGUAUUUAACAACAGUCAGAUAUUUAUGUACAGCUUCAUCAAGAGCCUCUGAUGACAAAUAUGCCUUUGGAGGCCAGUAGAAGCUGUGGGAAACCCCCGUGUCAGCACUUAGACCUGUUUCCAAUGGAGAGAAAUCACUGUGGGGACUGACCUAGCCUGCUCAUGAAUCCAGUUCACUUUUCCCACAGCCUGUGCUCGCCCACUUCCAACCUGCACUGGCCCAUCCUUAGACUGUAUCCUGCCUUGAUUUUUCCUUAUGAAGCAAUCCCUGGAGACACAGCCUUGGCCUUCUCCCCUAAUUGCAGAGGAAAGGCAGAAACAACAGGCAGAAAGCCAUUUAAUUCUUAGAUUGGAAAUGAGAGCCUGGUUUUUGAAAUAAGGCUUGGCAGUAUCCCUUCAGAACUCACUUCAUAAAAUGAAUCCCUUUUAUUUGCUUUCAGAGUUAUCUACAUGGAUUUGAGAUGUUUAGAUAAGUUGGUGUUGGGGAAGGAUCCAAUUGGAGGAUAAACAAUGAAGUUUGGGCAGAGUCUCCACCCUUCCAAAGAGCAGUCUUGGAUGGUAUAAUCCACUUAGAGGUGUAUGGGAGAGAGAAGAGAAUCAUAAAUGCUAAAAGCAGAGUUAAAACAGCAGAUAUUGAGAAAUAGAACAUGGAAACUGCAUCCUAAAAUUUUAGUUCUUGAUCUGCUCGUGUUCUCCUGAGUACUUGUGUGAAUAACUUGAAAAUUUUGUGUAUGAUCUUCCCCCUUUAAAUUAAAGUGAUUGAACCAUAUGUGAAGUCCUUUUAGGCUCUAAUAAUCUGAUGGUUUUGUUUCAAAUAUAGCUGGUAUGACCAAGAAGUAAAACAA
This is a messenger RNA of Mustela erminea (ermine), 4066 nucleotides long. It is a transcript of the gene ATG7, whose product is annotated as autophagy related 7. Gene Ontology annotation, biological process: piecemeal microautophagy of the nucleus; protein modification by small protein conjugation; C-terminal protein lipidation. Gene Ontology annotation, molecular function: Atg8 activating enzyme activity; Atg12 activating enzyme activity. Bases 168 to 2303 code for a protein of 711 amino acids. The record is from RefSeq and is a predicted model, not a curated record. The transcript has 20 exons. NCBI's taxonomy places the organism in Eukaryota, Metazoa, Chordata, Mammalia, Carnivora, Mustelidae. Gene Ontology annotation, cellular component: cytoplasm; phagophore assembly site.